Messenger RNA from Pipistrellus kuhlii (Kuhl's pipistrelle), 1988 nucleotides. It is a transcript of the gene MRPS35, whose product is annotated as mitochondrial ribosomal protein S35. Gene Ontology annotation, molecular function: structural constituent of ribosome. Bases 16 to 1182 code for a protein of 388 amino acids. Lineage: Eukaryota; Metazoa; Chordata; Mammalia; Chiroptera; Vespertilionidae. The transcript is spliced from 9 exons. The record is from RefSeq and is a predicted model, not a curated record. Gene Ontology annotation, cellular component: mitochondrial small ribosomal subunit. Gene Ontology annotation, biological process: mitochondrial translation.
UUGUCCUGCCCGCGCAUGCGCAGUAGCGGCUUCAGGCCUGCCACCGGGAGCGGGGUCACGCUUGUCCUGCCCGCCUUGCGGUCCUCGCAGUCAUGGCGGCCGCGUCGCUCCCCGCGUGGCUGUGUCUGCAGCCGGGGGCCAGGGCCCUGCGUGCCUUCUCCACCGCAGUGUCUCCGACCACUCUCCCCGGGAAGGCAGGCCCGCAACAUUUUUUCUCACUUGCCGGUUCCCAGGGCUGCCUCCUGUUCAUCCUUGACAUUUAGCUUAAAGUCAACUUCUUCAGGGAACUUCUUCCCCAACUAUUUGGUCCCCUGCUGUACAACAGAAAGAACAUCCAGAUUGGAAAGGCCAUCAAGAAGAAAGGCACUACCUCCUAGGACAGAGAAAAUGGCUGUUGACCAGGACUGGCCUAGUGUCUACCCUGUUGCAGCACCAUUUAAGCCCUCUGCAGUACCUCUUCCUGUUCGAAUGGGUUACCCAGUAAAAAUGGGGGUGCCCAUGGCAAAGGAGGGAAAUCUAGAACUUUUAAAGAUCCCCAAUUUUUUGCAUUUGACUCCUGUAGCAAUUAAAAAGCAUUGUGAAGCUCUUAAAGAUUUCUGCACUGAGUGGCCAGCUGCACUAGACAGUGAUGAAAAAUGUGAGAAGCAUUUUCCAAUUGAAAUUGACACAGCUGAUUAUGUUUCAGCAGGACCAUCUAUUCGAAACCCCAAAGCACGAGUAGUAACCUUAAGGGUUAAACUUUCCAGUUUGAAUUUAGAUGAUCAUGCAAAGAAGAAACUUAUUAAACUUGUAGGAGAGCGAUACUGCAAGACCACAGAUGUGCUUACCAUCAAAACAGAUAGGUGCCCUUUAAAGAGGCAGAAUUAUGAUUAUGCAAUGUAUCUGCUAACAGUUUUAUACCAUGAGUCUUGGAAAACUGAGGACUGGGAGAAAAAUAUCACUGAAGCAGACAUGCAAGAGUAUAUAUGGACAAAUAGCUCCUCAGAAAAAAAUAUCCUGGAAACACUUCUUCAAAUUAAAGCUGCAGAGAAAAACCUGGAAGUAACUAAAGAAGAGCUCCUUGGCACUAAAGAGAUUGAAGAUUACAAAAAGUGCGUUGUUAGUCUUAAGAACGAAGGGGACAGUGAAUAUACUCUUUCUCAAUACAAAGAGUCAGUGAAGAGACUAUUAAAUUUAACAUGAAUUAUGUAGAAAAACAUGCUUGGUUUAUUUUAUGAUUGAUUUGUAAUUAUCUAAUUUGAUAUAAAGUUGAAAAUGUUAAAAAAUAUUGUUUUACUUCUGAGUUAAAAAUUAUUCCGCUCAUGCUAAUGCACAAAGGCAAUGAAUAUUCACAAAUUUUCUUAUACUCUGGGGCAAUUAGACUCAUUAGAUCUAGAUUUCUUCUAGUUCUAACGUGUUUUGAUUUUACUUCUAUUAUAAUAACUUUAGAAUUUAAAUAUAUAUAAUAGAUUUAUUUUGUCACCUGCUACAUUGUUUCCCUACACAGUAGCACUUACUGGAUGCUUCUGAAUUGUAACUGUGGUUAUUUCAGAAAUGAGGUCCAGGACCGGCCUCCACUGCAGGUCAGUGUUUUGUUUACAUAACUGCUGUCCACCCAAAGCAUUUUUGCAGAUGUCAGUUCUGAUUAGAAGCAGGUCCUUGGGAAUAUUUUCUAACCUCACAAGUUGGUUCCAUCCCUCUAUUUUGGGGUCACCUUAUAUUGAUUCAUUUCUGUUUAGCAUCUUAUUUUCUAUUUCCUGGGCCUCAUUUCUCUGAACCCAACUUGCAAAUGGAGAUUAACUGGUAUUCGUGCUUGAUUCCCCCAGUGAGAGCUUCCACAGCUCAGGAAAGAGAUGAGGCUUAAGGAGUAUAAGUGGAGUAAACGAAAGAGGGAGCACUGCCCUAAGAAGCAUUCUCUUCCACUUAGCUGUCAACUCAGGAUUUUUAAGUAUAUCUGGAGGUCAUUUCUUAGCACCUCCAAAGUUAUCCACAAGUGAUCAAUUUAAAAU